Messenger RNA from Annulohypoxylon truncatum, 1726 nucleotides. RefSeq names its product histidinol dehydrogenase. Bases 300 to 1610 code for a protein of 436 amino acids. Gene Ontology annotation, biological process: L-histidine biosynthetic process. Gene Ontology annotation, cellular component: cytoplasm. Gene Ontology annotation, molecular function: metal ion binding; histidinol dehydrogenase activity; NAD binding. NCBI's taxonomy places the organism in Eukaryota, Fungi, Ascomycota, Sordariomycetes, Xylariales, Hypoxylaceae. The record is from RefSeq and is a predicted model, not a curated record. The transcript has 2 exons.
GGCGGUGCUCUGUCAAACCGAGCGCUUGAAUAGCUCCUGUGCCGAAUACAACGUGAGAAAUAAGAGGAACCUUCCAUGCCUCAUUCGUCGGUUGAUUCCCUCAUCCCCACUCCUUUUCUCUCCGCAUCGACAAAUCCCCACGCAGAUACAAAGACAUCCGAGGUAAUGUUAUUGUAUAGUUUAUGUAACUUAUCCGCCAUUAGAUUCCAUGUUGCACUGGGUUUUAAUAGAAGCCACUGAAUGUGGAUGAUUUUGCCCUCAACACAACCGCACAGGCCUCACAUUGAACCAAGAACAAAAUGGUAGCUCGACAUAUUAAGACGGCUGGCCUAGUGGCAAACACUGCAACAAAUCAAAAAGUGGCAGAUAUUGUGAAGGGUGUUAUUGAUGAUAUCAGGGCUAAUGGCGACAAGGCCGUGAGAUCGUAUUCAGAGAAGUUUGAUAAAUGGUCACCACCGUCUUUCAAGUUGACGGAGAGCCAGAUACAAGAAUGCAUAUCGAGAGUUCCCGCACAGACAAUAGCAGAUAUAAAGGAGGCACAGCAAAAUGUGCGGACGUUUGCUGAGGCACAGCGAGCAAGUAUCAGCGAUUUUGAAAUCGAGAUCCGGCCUGGUGUAUUCCUUGGACAGAGAAACAACCCUAUCUCGACAGCAGGCGCUUACAUCCCGGGAGGUCGUUACCCUCUACUCGCGUCUGCCCACAUGACGAUUUUGACGGCAAAGGUUGCCGGCGUCAAACAUGUCAUUGCUUGCACGCCACCUAUUGCUGGACAGGUCCCCAAUGCCACCGUUGCGGCAGCGCACUUCGCUGGUGCCGAUGAGAUAUUCUUGCUUGGGGGAACACAGGCCAUUGCUGCCAUGGCGCUGGGAACGGAAUCUAUUAAGAAAGUUGAUUUCAUAGCUGGGCCGGGAAACCCAUUCGUCGCCGAAGCCAAGCGACAACUAUUUGGUGAAAUUGGGAUCGACCUGCUCGCUGGGCCGACAGAAGUUCUCAUAGUCGCCGAUGAGCACGCAGACCCCUUCACCAUCGCGACUGAUUUGCUUUCUCAGGCCGAACACGGACCAGAUUCUCCACCCAUACUAAUCACUACUUCAGAGGAGGUGGGCCGACAGACUAUCAAGUUCGCCGAGCAGAUCCUGGUGAAUAUGCCGACCGCGGAACUCGCCGGCGCUUCGUGGCGAGACUAUGGCGAGGUGGUCGUAGUGGAUAACCUAGACGAGGCGUACGAGCUUGCGGACGCCUAUUCGAGCGAGCACGUGCAGAUCUUGACCGAGAAACCAAGAGAGGCUUUGGAGAAGAUGAGGAACUACGGCUCUCUAUUUCUUGGCGAGAAGACAUGUGUUUCGUACGGUGACAAGUGCAUCGGAACGAACCACGUGUUGCCCACGCGCAAAGCAGCGCGGUAUACCGGCGGGCUGUGGGUUGGCAAGUACCUGAAGACGCAGACGUUCCAAGAAGUCGUAGACGAGAAAGCUAGCGGGGAGAUCGGCCGCCUUUGCGGGCGUUGCUCGAGGGCUGAGAAUUUUGAAGGACAUGCGAGGUCUGGUGACUUGAGGGCUCACAAGUAUCUUCAGGAUGCGCACUCGUGGAUUGAUGAAGCAAGAACAUAGUACCGGUACGUCCUUGGGGUCUCGAAAAUCUAAUAAUCUCUAUAUACAUUGAAUAUAUUGGUCGUCUCCGUAAGCCCCCUUUCCCUCUUACCUUGCAAAAACCGGUAUCUCGCGCC